UCAUGCUACUUGCAAGCAUCGCAUUUGGAGGAGCCCCAGCAACGUGCACGGAGGAUGAACGAACCCUAUGGCCCUGAGGCACCCCGUCCCAUCAGCAGCACAUCUCCUGGCAUCAUGAAAAUGUUCAUGGGCUUCCUCACUCUAUUUAUUGUAGCACAGACCAUUGGGACUGUGCUCUUCUGUUUGUAUCUUCACAUGAAGAUGGAUAAGAUGGAAGAGGUGUUGAGCUUAAGUGAAGAUUACAUCUUCCUGAAGAAAGUACAGAAAUGUCAGACAGCAGAAGGUCAGAAGUCAACAUUAUUGGACUGUGAAAAGAUUAUAAAGGGCUUCCAGAGCAUCCAGUGCAAGGAUGGACCCCUCAAGGAACAGCCCAAGUUUGAAAUGCAGAGAGGUCCUGAGCACCGUGAGCAUGCCCAUUUGAUGCACAAGAAUGAGACAUCUGUGGCAGCAGAGAAGAGGAAGACAGUUGCAGUUCACCUGGCAGGUCAGCAGAGCAACAAGGCAGGCUCAGUGCUGGAGUGGAAGGAGACCAUGUAUGGCCCCACAAACAGCUUGAUAUCCAACAAGGAGGGGAAAUUGAAGGUGGAGGAAGCAGGGCUCUACUACAUCUACUCCCAAGUCAGCUUCUGCACCAGGGAAGCAUCUUUGGCACCCUUCACCCUCUAUAUUUAUUUGCAUAUCCCCAAGGAAGAGGACCGUCUCUUGGUGAAAGGACAAAAGACACAGAGCACCUUGAAGUCCCACUGUGAACUCCAGUCAAUCCGUGUGGGAGGUGUCUUCAACCUCCGGGAAGGUGACAUGGUCUUUGUCAAUGUGACAGACUCCACGAAAGUGAAGUACAGCCAUGGCAACACCUACUUAGGAAUCUUCAAGGUGUAGUGAGGAAAGGGCUGUCCUGAGAUGGGAAUCCAGCCCAACUUUCUUGAGCAAAGUGCCUUUCCCUUUUUCCCUUAUUUAUGUUCCUCUGCCUCUCUGUUUUUCUUGUUUCUUAAUUUGUAUAUUUUUUUUUAUUUAUUAAUGAGGGCCAGGGGGCCCUGAGAACACAAAUGGAACAAAGUUUGAAGCUGUAAUUUUUUGCUCUCAGAUUUUUUUCUUUUGCAGCUAGUGAUUUGGUACAUGCUGGUCUUGUGUGCCUGAGUCCACCACACACCACUUUCCUCAAAGGGUCGAUGUCCCUGUUAUGUCACAAGAGUUUUGUUUGCCAAACUCUACCAUCAUUUCUUUCCUUGAAACAUAGGAUGGCUCAGGGCACUUCAGCCAAGCUGCAUUCAUACAUAUCUCCACCACCAAUCUGCUUACAAACAUCAAUGAAAAAACAUAAAAAGGCUUAGGAGCAUCUCCUCUAAAGGAAUCCUUAAGCCAAGCACUGUUAUUACAUGGUAGCUGCCGGUGAGGUAGUGUUGCCACCCCAGCUGUUUCCUGUAUGUGAAGAACCCCCUUUUUUCCAUCCAUGCCUGUCUGUGAAACUCAUCCAACUUCCUCAGGGUGGCACUGCCUUGGCUGGGUUCAUACUUGGUGACAAUCGCUCCACACCAGGGGUGAUUGGUGCCUGAGAGAGGACUGCAGCUUUUGAGGCAGAGAGAAGGUAGGGCAGUGGUGGUGGUCUGCUCUUGGUGAUCUGAAUCUGUUCACCAGACUGUCCUCCCACCUCUGCAGGCAGAGGAACCUUUGCCUGUGGACAGUUGAACUCCCCUGUGGAAGAAGCACUGGGCACCACCAUCAAAACUGGAACUGCAUCUUCUCCUGAGACGCCUCCUACCUAGGGAGGAGGACCAGGAAAGCAUGAGAGUGGCAAGCCCACCUGCUUCUUCCCUCCAAGGCAUAUGUGCAGAGCAUCUUUUGGUUGUCCAGUGAGGACAUGUCCACAGUGGCACUUUUUCUGGAGCUCCAGGAGAGGACUGUACAGAUGGGCAGGACCCCUCUUGAGCAGGGGAUACCUGGGGGACACUGCACACUAGGGUCUUCCCAGCCCUAUUCUCCAGCUUGGUCUGCAGGGAAGGUGAUCAGGGCACAAGAAUGUUGAUGCAGCAUUUAAAAAAAAAAAAACAUUUGAAGAUGGCACGUGACUACUGUAGUUUUUGGUUAUACAGGUCACACUUAAAGGAUCAAAGUUUGGAAAUAAUCCUGGAUGUCAACAUAUUUGCAAAUGGGAGAGCUUCCAGAUUUGGGCAGUCUUUAGGCUUUGUUGUGUUGGAGGCUGCAGGUCUAGUCCUAACAUGGUGCCCAAAUGCCACCACUGGUGGAACAGAAGGUGCAUUCUUUGCAGAGCUCACUGCAGAUCUGGGUGCCCUGCACAGCCUCCUCCAAAGUCAAUAGAACUCAGGGAUGGUCUGGUUUCACUAUAAUUUGAUAAGUAUUUUUCGGCUAUUCUCCAAAACUGCCCAACUUUCUUAGGGCAUUGACCACUCUUGUCUGACAUUGUGUAUAAAGACUAUUUGUUUGAUUAAACCCAUCUUAUGUUUGUGACCAGAGAGACUGAGUGCCAGAGGACUGUGCACAGCUGUAGCUGCGUUUUGCGGCAUA
Molecule: messenger RNA, 2523 nt
Organism: Pseudopodoces humilis (Tibetan ground-tit)
Lineage: Eukaryota; Metazoa; Chordata; Aves; Passeriformes; Paridae
Gene: CD40LG
Product: CD40 ligand
Biological process (GO): immune response
Cellular component (GO): membrane
Molecular function (GO): tumor necrosis factor receptor binding; CD40 receptor binding
Source: RefSeq, a predicted model, not a curated record